CUCUUUCUAGUUUUCACAAAGUGCAGAGAGUCAUUUCAGGAUGGCCGAAGGCUUGAGAAUAUAUCUUGGAGGCUAUGGCACCGUGAACUGGUUCUAGUCAUACCUGCCACCUACACCAGACUCUGUAUCUCAUCCCAAUGUAUCGUCCAAUACCCGCACCCUCGUUUAUCCCCAUUACCGACCUUGUCAAGGUAG
Molecule: messenger RNA, 195 nt
Organism: Suillus clintonianus
Lineage: Eukaryota; Fungi; Basidiomycota; Agaricomycetes; Boletales; Suillaceae
Exons: 1
Biological process (GO): negative regulation of transcription by RNA polymerase II; regulation of nitrogen utilization; mitochondria-nucleus signaling pathway
Cellular component (GO): cytoplasm
Source: RefSeq, a predicted model, not a curated record